Setaria italica (foxtail millet) is the source of this 1528-nucleotide messenger RNA. RefSeq names its product lipase. The transcript has 12 exons. Bases 106 to 1389 code for a protein of 427 amino acids. Lineage: Eukaryota; Viridiplantae; Streptophyta; Magnoliopsida; Poales; Poaceae. The record is from RefSeq and is a predicted model, not a curated record. Gene Ontology annotation, biological process: lipid metabolic process.
UUCCCUUCAUCUCUCGAUUCCUCGUCGCGGUCGCGGAGCCUGGUCCCGCCGCUCGGUCCUCCUGUGAUCCUGUCGCUGUCCCCGCUUGUAAACUGGGCAACGACUAUGGCGCGGAUGUGGAUUUCCUCUUUCGAUUUCCCUUCCUCUGCCUCUGUUCGGGUUCCUGGAUCGCGCGUCUUUGCGCUGGGCGUGCUCCCGCCGGCGAGGCCAAGGUUCAACUUCAACCCGUUGGUGCCUUCCGUUGCGUCUGCCGUCUGGUGCUCUUGUGGCCGCAUGGAUAGGCGGAGACGCGCGGUCGAAGUGGCGGCGGCGGUUAUGGUGCUCUUGCUGCUGCCGAUCGCUCCUGCUGGGGGAGCAAGGAGAGAUUGGGGUUUCCAUCCCCCCUCUUCUUUUGUUGGUUAUACUGAGCCCAACACAAAACCCGAUAUCAGGAACAGUGGGCAGAGUUUUGUUUUUAACUAUACUCUGGCCAAGGCUAUUGUGGAAUAUGCUUCAGCUGUAUACAUGACAGACCUAACGGCUCUAUAUACAUGGACAUGUUCAAGAUGCAAUGACUUGACUCGAGGCUUUGAGGUGACAUGUAUAAUUGUUGAUGUCCAAAAUUGCUUGCAGGCAUUCGUUGGUGUUGAUCCCAAUCUCAAUGCUAUCAUUGUUGCAAUAAGGGGAACUCAAGAGAACAGCAUACAGAACUGGAUUAAGGACUUGAUAUGGAAGCAAGUUAAUCUUAAUUAUCCCAACAUGCCCAAUGCUAAGGUCCACAUUGGGUUUUACUCUUCUUACAAUAAUACACUUUUACGUCCAGCCAUCACGAAUGCUGUUCGCAAGGCAAGGAAGUUGCAUGGAGAUUGUGACAUAAUUGUUACAGGGCACUCGAUGGGAGGAGCGAUUGCUUCUUUUUGUGCGCUUGAUCUUGCCAUCAGCUUUGGAAGUGACAAUGUUCAUCUGAUGAGUUUCGGUCAACCACGUGUUGGCAAUGCUGCUUUUGCCUCCUAUUUUGCCAAAUAUGUGCCAAAAACAAUCAGAAUGACACAUGAACGUGAUAUUGUGCCUCAUUUGCCCCCUUAUUUCUUCUUCCUCCCACAGCUGACGUACCGGCACUUCCCCAGGGAGGUGUGGGAACAUGAUGUUGAUGGCAACACAACCUUUCAAGUCUGUGAUGGCAGUGGUGAAGACCCAAAUUGUAGCAGGAGCGUGUUUGUGCUGUUCUGGAGCGCUUCUGACCAUUUGACCUACAUGGGAGUUAAGAUAGAAGCCGACGAUUGGAGCACCUGCAGAAUCGUCUUGGGACAAAGCGUUGAGCAACUCGGGAUGAGUCUCGCCAGCAACAUUGCUACGUCAGGACACUCCGUCGACGUUGUCAUUGCAGACCAUAGCGUGCAGGUUGAUUGAUGCAGUUCAGGCUAGUCAUGCCUAUUAGCCUAUAGAUAAGCUGUUACUUUUUUCAGAGCAAAGGAAAUAUUUGUUCCAUUUUGCUCUGUGGUUCUUUCAGGCAUUUACAGUUUGUGAAUGUACGCUCUGUUUAGAAACU